CUGGGCCAGAUGUGCGCUAUUUUUUUAAACAGGAAAGCAAGCCAACGGAUAAUGAAUGGGAGAACCACUCAUUUGAAUGCCUUUUAAAGUCCCUGGUUUUUGUUUGGACUUUUCUAUGUUUUUUUUAGCUUGAUUAAUGAAUGACUGUAAAUAGACGGGAUGACACUGUGGACAGGACACUUGAGAUGAAGCCAUGGGAUGUGAUUCCUUGAAAGAUGCAGUACUGCUAUAUGUACACACCCAAUUUUAAACCCCAUGUUAGUCACAUUUUGUUACGGAAGAUGCAAAUUUCUCCUUUUUUAUAGAUUAUAUUGACCCCGUCAUGAUGAUUCUACAAGGACAUCAAAACUUUUAGGAAAAUAAAACUAGUGAAAGUGUUAUGUGAUGUGUAUUGUUGUUUCAAUGCUAUAAUACUAACACUAUAUAUGGUCCAUUUCACACUUUAGCUAAGUAAGCUAUAAUGCAUAUAUGUGUCCUGUACUUUUUCCUGUUGCCUUAUUGUGAUCUAUUUUGCCUAAUAAAUUUUAUCUUAAAACAACCAUCUGGCGUUUGACAUGCUUGUCUGCAUCGUGGUGGAAAUGAAGACCUGGUAAGUUGCCUUCUCUCUGAACAUUAGAGUCCCCCUUCUAUUGCCUCAACUUGGAUCAUGAUACACGGUCACUUACUCAAGUGUAAACUCGGAAUGCAAUAUGGCAAAAUAUUCACUAGAUGACGCCAGAGGUACACGAAUCGGAUCGUUUUUUCUUCAACUAACCCUAUUAUAUAUUUUAUUCAAGUAACUUCCUGCGAUACAAAAUUUGGAUAGCUUUUUUUUCUUUAAUAAAGCAUUUAAAUUAUGUAUACUAAUUGGCAGCGUUGAAUUGUUGCAUAACAUGGUUUAUUUGGUUGAUACUUUCUAAAAAAAUAUAAAGAAAACGAUGUGCUUGUUCAAAUGUAAUUGUGGAAGUCUCCAAACAAUAUUGUAUGUUAAAACAAUCAAGACAAAACCGCAGGUUCGGUGUCAUGGAAAAUACUCGGACCGGCUCCUUCGAUAAGCCGAGUAUAUACGUAGCUGCCCGAGAAGUGCCGAAUCAUCUGUCCUGCCCGGACUGCUGGAAGCGGCCGCAACGCCAUGUUGACGAAGUCUCCCAUCUCCGUGAGAAAAAAAUGAUAGAAAACAGACUUACUGAGAAGAAAAGCUAAAUUGCUGAAGGAAGCAAGAUAACUGCUAUAUUUACCUGAAGAAUUGAGCUGGACGGAUCCACGGAGGUUCCGGACGGGCAAGGGAGGCAAACCUCCCACCGUCCCCAUGAAUAGCACCGCUGAUCCGAACAGCGACUUUCCAUGAAAAGGCAUUUGGGUCGCUAUUCGUUAUCCUGGUUCGUCAACGGGAUCCGGGGCCUGCUUCAACCAUUUGCGACGCUUGCCCCAAUGCAUGCAAGCUAGGCGCUGUGUGUACAAGUAUUUAUUAGAAUAUUGUUUCUGUUUGUACAUUUUUUUGCAAUGAGUUUGCCAACGAAAGUGGUCCCCAAACCCGCCACUGUCUCAGUCAGCGGACAAGGAAGGGGCCCCUCUCCGUCGAGCCAGCUGCGGACUGCCCUGACCUCAGUGUCUCUACCGCCGGGAGCUCCGCUCGCUCCCCAGCCGGCCGCCGGUCUGCCACCUCAAAUACCACGGGUCCAUCAGUCGAUAGACGAGCGCAUCUUCUCACAGCCUGGAGUCACUGCAGUCUAUACCAUACCCAGGCAUGCUGGGCCUCAGUAUGCUGCUCACGACCUCUCAAAGGGCCACCCCGGCUUGGCGUGCACGCCCCCCAACCACCCCCACUCCGCCGCGCUCUCUCAGGUAUCGCUCGCCACAGCGUCGGCGUACCGCUACCCCAAGGGCUGGGAGACAGGCCCAGGGUCUCCAUACAACCCUGUACAGAACCCUGGCUCCGCCCCUCUACUGUACUCUACUCAAACGCAGCCAAUGAAUGCACAGCCUCAGAGUCGUCCCAACUCCCCCCCCCCCCCCCCCCACACCCACCCACCCAAACACCAGUUUGCAACGGGCCCUCGACCAACACACCAUCAGGGAGGAUUCAGGCCCGUCCAGUUUUUCCAGAGGGCCCAGAUGCAGGCGGCCCGGCCCACGCUGCCCACCAACCCCCCCUCCCUGAGGCCCGGGGCUCAGAACCCCCCGUCGGCCGUCUACCCCCAGAGCCAGCCCAUCAUGAUGACCAUGGCCCCCAUGCCCUUCCCCUCGCCACAGGCCGCCCAGUACUACAUCCCACAGUACCGCCACAGUGCUCCCUACGUGGGCCCCCCCCAGCAGUACUCCGUACAGCCCCCCGGAACCGGAGCCUUCUACCCUGCUCCCGGCCACGGAGAGUUCCCCACCCCCUACCCGGCGCCGGUCCAGACGGCGGGCCCGGCCUACUACCAGGGGACGCCCCCCGGAGUGGUGUUCCCCCCCUCGCCCCCCGUCAUAGUGCCUACGCCGCAGCCGCCUCCCCCCGCCAAACGAGAGAAGAAGGCAAUCCGUAUCCGGGACCCCAACCAGGGCGGCCGCGACAUCACUGACGAGAUCAUGUCGGGGGGGUCCGGGAGCCGGAACCCAACGCCCCCCGUUGGACGGCCCUCCUCCACCCCCACUCCCCCACAGCAGCAGGCGAGCAGCAGGCAGACGCCGGAGCUCCAGCCCCCCCCCCCGCCGGGGCCCCCCGCCCAGCCCCAGCAGACUCCCUCUCCUGGGGCCUACACCCCGGAGCCGCAGGGCCCGCCCCCGGGCCCGACCCCCGGGGCUGCUGCCGCCGCCGACACCACGCCUCGGCCAGAUGAAAUACCAAAAGUUGAGCCGGGCCUCCAGAAGUCUUCCUCUCCUGGCCCGCUGCAGCCCGACCCCGCGGUGAGGAGACGGGAGGCCAGCCCCCCUGCUGAGACCCCCAAGCCUCCCUCAGCGGCCCCUCCAGAAGGCCCCCUGCCUAUCGCAGCAGAGGCCAGCGCUGGGGAACACCCCUCCACCAUGGAGUCCCCCUCCACCGUGGAGCCCUCCUCCACCGUGGAGCCCUCCUCCACCGUGGAGCCCUCCUCCACCGUGGAGCCCUCCUCCACCGUGGAGUCCCCCUCCACCGUGGGGUCCCCCUCCACCGUGGAGUCCCCCUCCACCGUGGAGCCCUCCUCCACCGUGGAGCCCUCCUCCACCGUGGAGCCCUCCUCCACCGUGGAGCCCUCCUUCACCGUGGAGCCCUCCUCCACCGUGAAGCCCUCCUCCACCGUGGAGCCCUCUUCCACCGUGGAGCCCUCCUCCACCGUGGAGCCCUCCUCCACCGUGGAGCCCUCCUCCACCGUGGAGCCCUCCUCCACCGUGGAGCCCUCCUCCACCGUGGAGCCCUCCUCCACCGUGGAGCCCUCCUCCACCGUGGAGCCCUCCUCCACCGUGGAGCCCUCGUCGUCUCCAGCUGCACCGUCCCCCUCCGCCACCGCCACGGAGCCCACAGUCCCCCUGGCACCCCCUCCAACACAGAGCCCCAAGGAGCCCCAGGCCUUGCUUGCAGCCCCUCCGCAGACCCCCAGCACAGAGCAGCCUCUUCCAGAGACCCCCUGCGCUCUGGCCACUCCACCGGUCCAAGCUCCCGAGGCCCUCAAUGGCCUCGCAGACCCCCCAGCCGGGCCGCACUCCCCAGCGCAAGAGCCUUCCCCCCUGGCCUCAGCUGUACUCCAGCCCCAGGCUUCGUCAACGGCCUCUAAAGAGGUUUCCCAGGAGCCGCUGGCCACAGAGAAGAGCCCGGUGGGGGCCACUGCUUGCCCUGGGGCCCAUGUGGCCCUUAAGACUCCAGUCGCCGUGGUUCCGGUCACCCUGUCCUGCUCCUCUGCCCCCUUGACGUCCAUGCCUGCGCCCCCUCCUGGCCUGCCCCCGCUGGUGCAGGCCCCGGCGGAGGAUGGGGAGCCCAGCAAGCCUGUGGACACUAAAGCUCUUCCUCUGAAAGCGGGUCUGGAGUCCCCUACUGGGCUGGCUGAUGGCACGGCAGGGGCACAGAAGGCAGGGGCCCACCCGCAAGCACUCGCCAGGAAGAGUCCCACUACAGUCGGCCAGACUUCUUCUGCCACACCAAAGAGCUGGAGGAAACCAAACGAGGUCCCUGGAGGAGAGGGCCCCCAGAAGGAGAGCAAGGAGGAGCAGAGCCCCCUGCGGUGCUGCCCCCACACCCCCCCGCGCCCGGCCGCCCUGCUGCCCACGCCCAACAUCCCCCCCACAAUCCCGCCCCGGUUCCUGGUCAGGGGGGCCCCCGCCCAGCCCGCCGCCCCGGAGGAGAACGGAGAGGCGGAGCCCAUGAGGAACGGGGCGGGGCCUAUGAGGAACGGGGCGGGGCCUAUGAGGAACGGGGCGGGGCACGCCUCGGAGACGGAGAGCAGCGACAGCGGUGGCGGCCCGGGGGACAAGGAGAGCUCCGGAGCACCGGACACAGAAGACCUGGCGGAGUCCCCCGGGAAGAGGCAGUACAACAGGGACUACCUGCUCCGCUUCCAGUUCAUGCCGGCCUGUGUUCAGAAGCCCGAGGGGCUCCCACCAAUCAGUGAUGUGGUGCUAGACAAGAUCAACCAGACCAAGCUGCCAUCCCAGCAGCAGCAGCAGCAGCGCGUGUCGGAGCCGCGCGUCGUCUCCAGGGGACCCGACUUCACGCCUGCCUUCGCCGACUUUGGCAGACAGAUGACCGGGGCUCGCGGCCCCCCUAUGGUCAACAUGGGGGCUCGCCGCCCCCCUCCCAGAAAGAUCAUCAUGAACGUGUCGGACGACAUCCAGCUGAAGAAGUCUGAGAACGCCUGGAAGCCCGGCCUGAAGAGAGAGGCUGUGGGAGAGGAGACGGAGGUGAACCAGACACAGGAGCUGUUCCGGAAGGUGCGCAGCAUCCUGAACAAGCUAACCCCCCAGAUGUUCAACCAGCUGAUGAAGCAGGUGACGGACCUGACCAUCGACACCGAGGAGCGUCUGAAGGGUGUCAUCGACCUGGUGUUCGAGAAGGCCAUCGACGAGCCCAGCUUCUCCGUCGCCUACGGCAACAUGUGCCGCUGCCUGGCAACGCUUAAGGUGCAGAUGACAGACAAGCCCAACACCACGGUGAACUUCCGCAAGCUGCUGCUGAACCGCUGCCAGAAGGAGUUUGAGAAGGACCAGGUGGACGACGUGGUGUUUGAGAGGAAGCAGAGAGAGCUGGAGUCUGCUGCAUCGACCUCGGAGCGGGAGCAGCUCCAGGCGGAGCUGGAGGAGGCUAAGGACAAGGCUCGCCGGCGCUCCAUCGGGAACAUCAAGUUCAUCGGGGAGCUCUUCAAGCUGAAGAUGCUGACGGAGGCCAUCAUGCACGACUGCGUGGUCAAGCUGCUGAAGAACCACGACCAGGAGUCACUGGAGUGCCUCUGCCGGCUGCUCACCACCAUCGGCAAGGACCUGGACUUCGCCAAAGCCAAGCCACGCAUGGAUCAGUAUUUCCGUCAGAUGGAAAAGAUUGUCAAGGAGCGGAAGACGUCGUCACGGAUACGGUUCAUGUUACAAGACAUUAUAGACCUGCGGUUGCACGACUGGGUGUCCAGGAGAGCCGACCAGGGCCCCAAGACCAUCGAGCAGAUCCACAAGGAGGCCAAGAUCGAGGAGCAGGAGGAGCAGAGGAAGGUGCAGCAGCAGCUGCUCAACAAGGACGCCGCCAAGCGACGGCCAGACCCCCGGGAGCAGAGAGACCAGAGGGAGCCGCGGGCCCCCAGGGAGGAGACCUGGAACACGGUGCCCAUGACCAAGAACAGCAGGACCAUCGACCCCAAUAAGCUCAUGAAGAUCUCCAAGCCUCAGAUGGAUGAAAAGAUCCAGCUAGGACCUCGGGUCAGCUGGAUAAAGGGGAGCAGUGGAGGAGCCAAGGCCGGCGACUCAGAAGGGUCCAGGUCCGGCGGCAGCAGUCUGAACCGGUACUCGGCCCUCCAGGCCACCCCCCCCGUCCCGGGGUCCCCGGCCCCCGCCCAGAACGCAGACUACGACUCGCGGAGAGCCCUGGGGAGCCGCAGUACGGGCAGAGAGCGCAGCGACAAGCCCCUGAGCCCGGCCCCCGCGUCGUGGCCCGGGCCCGUCUCCAGGGCCGGCAGCUCCAGGGACCUGAUGGAGGGGCCCGAGGGGCCCCAGGAGAAGGAGGGGGAGGAGCCCCGCAGACCCAGCCCCCCCGAGGAGAAGGCGGAGCCAGAGAGGAGCCGGGCCAAGGAGGCCGUCCGCCCUGGGCCGGCCGCCGCCCCCGACUGCCCGCUGCUCCCUGAGGAGGAGGAGGUGGAGAGGAGGUCCAAGGCCAUUAUCGACGAGUUCCUGCACAUCAACGACCUCAAGGAGGCGGUGCAGUGUGUGGGGGAGCUGAAGGGGGGGUCCCACCUGCAGGUGUUUGUGCGUGUGGGAGUGGAGUCCACGCUGGAGCGCAGCCAGAAGGCCCGGCAGCUCGUGGGCCAGCUGCUCUUCCAGCUGCUGCAGCAGGGGGUGCUGUCCCAGGCCCAGCUGGUCUCAGGGUGCACUGACAUCCUGGAGCAGGCUGACGACAUGGCCAUAGACAUCCCCCACAUCUGGCUGUACCUGGCGGAGCUGCUCAGCCCCGUGCUGCGAGAGGGCGGCUUCUCUAUGAGAGAGCUCUUUAGUGAUUUAAGCAAACCAUUACUUCCUGUUGGAAGAGCUGGGAUGUUAUUUUCUGAAAUACUGCACAUACUAUGCAAAACCACGAGCCAUAGCCAGGUGGGCGCUUUGUGGCGCGCAUCGGGCCUCGGCUGGAGCCACUUCCUGUCGGAGGGGGAAGACGUCCAGGAGUUCAUUUCACAACAGAAGCUGCAGUUCACCCAGUCGGAGGGCGUCUGUCCCGAGGCGGCCGCGGCCUGCAGCACCCGGCCCGGAGAGGAGUGGAGCCGGCAGCUGGAGCGCCUGCUGAUGGAGGAGAUGGCCACCGACGAGCAGGUCUUCGACUGGGUGGAGGCGAACCUGGACGAAUCCCAGAUGAGCUCGUCUCCCUUCCUCAGAGCUCUGAUGACAGCAGUGUGCAAGGCAGCGGUGAGGGACGAAAGCAGCCCGUGCCGUGUGGACACUGCCCUCAUCCAGAGGAGACUGCCUGUGUUACUGAAGUACCUGAACUCAGACACAGAGCGACAGCUGCAAGCACUUUACGCACUUCAGGCCCUGAUAGUCACCCUCGACCAGCCCCCGAACCUCCUGCGGAUGUUCUUCGACUGUCUGUACGACGAGGACGUGAUCUCGGAGGACGCCUUCUACCGCUGGGAGGCCAGCGGCGACACGGCGGAGCAGGGGGGGAAGGGCGUGGCGCUGAAGUCCGUCACGGCCUUCUUCACCUGGCUGAGGGAGGCCGAGGAGGAGUCGGAGGACAACUGACGAGGAGCGCCCCUCCCUCCUCCUCCCCCACCAAGCCCAGGAAAUAAACUAAAGAACUGCAGAACCCUGGAGACGACAGCGUCCUGGGGGGUCAGGCUCACGGCCGACACUCAAAUGUGUUCUCCUUUUUAUUUGUUUUUAUUUUUCAGUUGCCGCCCUCUCCCCCUCCCUC
Molecule: messenger RNA, 7531 nt
Organism: Gadus chalcogrammus (walleye pollock)
Lineage: Eukaryota; Metazoa; Chordata; Actinopteri; Gadiformes; Gadidae
Product: eukaryotic translation initiation factor 4 gamma 3-like
Exons: 35
Coding region: 1483-7359 (1958 amino acids)
Cellular component (GO): eukaryotic translation initiation factor 4F complex
Molecular function (GO): protein binding; mRNA binding; translation initiation factor activity
Source: RefSeq, a predicted model, not a curated record